GCCCCGCCGCAUUCUUCUGCCUUGUAUGGGCCGGGCCGGGCCGGGACCCUGGACCCGCCCGCCCCGCGGAGCCGCGUCCCGCAGAGCCGCGCAGAGCAGCUCCGCACGUCCCGCAGCUCCGGCAGCGCCCGCAGCUCCCCGCUCCGGGACAGGCUCUGUGCGGUUGUAGGAGGAGUUUGCGGUCACCUCCCCCCUCCGAGGAGCUGCGGCCACAUUCUCCCGCCGAGGUACUCCCCCAGCCACCAAGAUGUCCAGCAAACGUGCCAAAGCCAAGACCACCAAGAAGCGCCCCCAGCGCGCCACCUCCAACGUCUUUGCCAUGUUCGACCAGUCGCAGAUCCAGGAGUUCAAGGAGGCUUUCAACAUGAUCGACCAGAACCGAGAUGGCUUCAUUGACAAGGAGGAUCUUCACGACAUGCUGGCUUCCCUUGGGAAGAACCCCACUGACGAGUACCUGGAGGGGAUGAUGAGUGAGGCACCGGGGCCCAUCAACUUCACCAUGUUCCUCACCAUGUUCGGGGAGAAGCUGAAUGGCACCGACCCCGAGGAUGUGAUCCGCAACGCCUUCGCCUGCUUCGACGAGGAGGCCUCAGGCUUCAUCCACGAGGACCACCUGCGUGAGCUGCUGACCACCAUGGGGGACAGGUUCACUGACGAGGAGGUGGAUGAGAUGUACCGGGAGGCGCCCAUUGACAAAAAGGGCAACUUCAACUACGUGGAGUUCACCCGCAUCCUGAAGCACGGGGCCAAGGACAAGGACGAUUAGAGCCCGCGGCCACUCACCCCUUCUGCCCCAUCCCUUGCACAUACCCCGCCCCUUGGCCCCAUUGCUGCCCCACAGCAGACUCCUCCCCCAGGAAACACCUCCCAGGACCAUCACCCUGCACCAGAACACUGCUUGGAGGGGAUGAACUCCCAUCACUGUGCUGCUGCGUGCCCAUCCAGCCUUCCCCUCCCAUCACCUCUCCCACCCACUGGGCGCCCCAGCCUUGCUGUGACCGCCCCCCCCCCCCCCCCCCCCCAGCAGCCACAGACCCCCUCAAAGCCACCAUGCCACUGGUACCGGGGCUGGGGUGAGCAUCCCCUGCUGACCUGCAGGGAUUUGUCUGGGUCCAGCCUUAGCGAGCCCCAUUCAGGGCAGUAGCACAGAGGAAAGCCUCUCUCCCUCUCCUCCCACGCUCCCCCUUCAGGAAAGAGCCCCCUCUUUGUUCCUCCUCCCUGUUUUAUGGCUUUAGAGCUUGAGAUCUGAGGAUUCAGGAAGCUGGAGGGGUGUAUAAAGCCUGAUGGGUGUGACAGACGUGUGCUGUGUGUGGCUGCCCCGUGCCCCCCGUGAUGUACCCGGGGCUUUGGGAAGGUGGGUUUGGCCACUGCAGCUCCUCAGCCUGCUGCCCUUGUCAGCCAGGGCCCUUGGCAAUGGGGCAGCCUGGUUUUGAAGCCAAAUUGCUUUCAAAUGAUGUAAAAUCAGCUUAAGCACCAUUUUCUGCCUUAGCUGGUGGGCUGAAGGUCAUUCUGCUCAGUCCCUGUGUCAGGAUGGGCUGAGAGAUGCUUGGCGAGGUGCCAACCAUGCUCCCCACAUCAGCUGGCCCAGGGUCCCAGGGGCUUGGCCACCCUUCAGUGUCACCCUGCACGGGUGGGGGAGCAAAGAGACUGAGAGGAUAAGAAAUGGGGAGGAGCUUUGUCCCCUUGGUUUGGUUAUUUGUCAUCUCCCUGACAAGGGUGUGGGAGCAUGGGGCGCUCCCACCUUGUGAAGCUGUGGUCUUAAAAUGCUGCUUGAAGGCUGCCCUGGAGGGAGGCCCGAGUUUCCAGCAAUUCUUUAUUUAAAAUGGGGGGACAAACCUACAAAACCUGGUGAGGGCACAGCGCACAGCAGAGAGCUGCCAGUGCUGGGAAAGCUUGGGUAGUGUCUGUGGGAGCUCCAUGGGCAUAUGCUGGGCUCAGAGGCAUCAGAGGCACUCCAGGCCCCAGGUGAUGCUCUCUCACCUGGGAGAUGAUCCAAGAAUGAAAAGCUUCUCCUUGGUCUCAGUGCUUCUAUUUUGCAGGCGCUACCAACUCCAGGAAAAAGGAAGUAAAUUGUCAGAUGUGAAAGGGUGAUCUGUGAUCUCCAGGGAGUUCCCCAGGGUCAGGGCUUGUGCUCUGCAGCAGCAACCCCAAACCAGCCCAACCUCCAGUCUCAGGGGUACCAAGCUUCUUCCAUAAUUUACUGCUGUGCCAGGGAAAAACUACAGUUCUCCCACAGCCAGAGAGAAUUCCCAGGCCUGAAGGCUUCUGGAGGCCUGGAUGCUUUAUAAAACCUUCACUGUGACACUGAGCAGAGUGAACAUCCACAGACAUCACUUUGGGGCAGAGGAGCUGAUGCUGGAGCUGGGGACAGAUGGGCUCCCAGGGCAGCUGCAUGUGGGUGUGCUGUUCAGCCCCUCUGACCCCCAGGGAUCCCCCUGUUGUGAGCAGCCCAGAUCCUUGCAGUGCCAGGAGCGGGAUGGACUCACUGCUGCUCGAGCUGGGAGCUGCCACAGCUCCAGCCUGGGGCUGUCAGAGCUGCUGUCUCAAGCAGCUGCCAAAACUGCUGGGUCUGAGCUGCCUCUUCACUGGCGGGGCUGUGGUGGCACGUGGGACUUUCAACCCUGAGGCAGCAAAGCAGAACAAAUUUGUUAUUGGACACUGAGAUAUUUAUGGGAAGAGUAAUAAACUUACUCCACUGGCACAGGUUUCCCAGAGCAGCUGUGGCUGCCCCACCCCUGGAAGUGUUCAAGGCCAGGUUAGACAGGACUUGGAGCACCCUGGGAUAGUGGAAGGUGUCCCUGCCCGUGGCAGGGGGAGGAAUAAGAUGGGAUUUAAGGUCCCCUCCAACCCAAACCAUUCUGGGAUUUGAUGAAUCUAUGAAACUCCAAAAGUAUCUGGGCUCACUUGAACCUCAUGGAGUUCAGCCAGGCCAAGUGCAAGGUCCUGCACCUGGGUCAGGGCAGCUCCAGCACCAGCACAGGCUGGGUGGGGAGCAGCCCUGGGAGAAGGACUUGGGGGUGCUGCUGGUGACAAACUGGGUGUGACCAGGCCAUGGGCACUGGCAGCCCAGGAAGUCAUCUGUCCUUGGGCUGCAUUAGAAACAGCAGAGGCAGCAGCUGCACUUGACCUGACUCGUUUCAAAGGCAUUUUAAAUAGCAGCAAAAAAAAGACAUUCAUUUCAGAAGCGUUCACUUGGGGCAGGGGGACACCAAGUUAGGUGAACCUUUUGGUCAGUCUAGAAGAGCUGCUCCCAGUGCAGAAGUGUCUCCUGAGCUCAGAGGGCCCCUCCUGUGUGUCACUUUGUGCUCGAGGCCCCUUGGACUGUCCCUGGCCCUGUCCCCUCUGCAGCCUCCCCCCAGGUUUUUAUCCCCAUGGAUGAGAUGCCCUGAGCCUGCUCUGCUCCAGGCUGGGCAGCCCCAGCUCUCUCAGCCUCUCCUCAUGGCAGAGACGCUGCAGUCCCUCCAUCACCUUCAUGGCCCUGUGCUGGACUCUGUCCAGUCUGUGCCUGUGUCCCAUACUGGGCAGCCCAGCUCUGGGCCUGGUCUGUGACAGCUCCCAGUGCAGCCCAGGACCCCCUGACCCCAGUGUUUGCUUUUCUCAGUGCUCUCAGCAGUGCUGUGAGCUCCUGGCAUCCCCACACUCCUCUUGCCAUGUCCAGAGAUGUAAAUUAGAGGAACAUCAGAGAGGAAAAGGGUACAGCAGUGCCUGCUGAGAGGGUCUGUCCUGCCCUACGGCCUCCAGGAAGGAAUCAGAGCAUAGCUUCCAUGUGGGAAGGGGCAGGAGGAGAUGGAGGGACUGCAGUGCCCAGGAGAGGGGCUCCUUCUCCCAGGACCUGGGGUUUUUUUCCUGCUGGGGGAAUCCCAGCCUGCAGCAGGUCCAGUGGCCCUGAGCAGGAGCAGGGCCUGCUGCUGGAGCAGUGGCCCCAAGGGCAGGCUGGCAGCAAACAGCCAGCACAGCCCACCACACAUCCAAUUUGCCUUGCUAAAAAUGCAGAUCGAAGAUCAGAGGGUGGGCAGAGGAUGGAGAGAGUAGAGUAUGGGGUGUCCAUACCUGGGAGGCUGGCUGGGGAUUCCAGCAUCCCCCUGGGGUGCCAAGCAUCCUCCUGGGAAUUCCAGCUUCCCCUGGGAGUUCCAGCUUCCCCGGGAUUUCCAGCAUCACCCUGGGGUUCCCAGAAUCCCUCUGGGUUUCCAGCAUUCCCCCUCAGGCUCUUGUUGGCCGAUUGUUGUUCAAAUUGCUGAAGUUUAGCAGUAUUAUCAUGUCAAUGGGCCCGGGCAGGGCUCGGCAAGGACGAGCUCGGAGUGGGAAGGACAGGGAGAUGCACCUCAGCCCCUUCCCUGGCCCCUCAUCCCAGAGGCUCCUUACUCCCCAUCAGCCAGAGCUCUCUGGGGUGCCAGGCUGGGCUUGCCCAGGGAUUCGGGCUCCUCCCACGCUCAGACACCUGAUGGGCUUUUUCCAAAGUUGCUUCCACACUACCGGUCCAGGGAGCAAAGGCAGGUGGAGGGACCCGACGGGUGGCUCAUGGCCCAGCCCUGGAGGGUGGUUCAGCUCAGGGAGCGUUUCCCGGUUGUCUCAAUUCGGUGGAAGACUAAACCAGCAUUUUCCAAAAGGUGGGAACAAAAGCAGACUGCUCAGGAGGACAGUCCUGCUUGGGCACAGUGGCUGGCCCAGCCCAGGCAGUCCGGGGGUGUCUGGGCUGUCACGGACCCGUCUGCAGAGGGAGCAGAGCGGGCAGGAUGAGCCCACCCCUCCCGGCGAUGGCCAUGGUUCACAGCGGGCAGGAGCCAGCCUGGCGUGGGAGGAGGCGGGGGGGGGCUCCCUGCCCGGAGUGACCCUGCAGAGGGUGGGAGGUGCUGCCAGGGCUCCGACACCCUCCUGUGCUUCACCAGCCCUGCUGCCUUGACAUUAAUGCAGCCAUAGCAGCUUGGGGCACAGUUCCACUCAGGUCAUGGAAGAUUUAGAAGCAACAAAAUAAAUGAUUUAAGGAGUU
Haemorhous mexicanus (house finch) is the source of this 4987-nucleotide messenger RNA. It is a transcript of the gene MYL9, whose product is annotated as myosin light chain 9. The coding region runs from base 248 to 766 and encodes 172 amino acids. The record is from RefSeq and is a predicted model, not a curated record. Lineage: Eukaryota; Metazoa; Chordata; Aves; Passeriformes; Fringillidae. Gene Ontology annotation, cellular component: stress fiber; cytoplasm; myofibril. Gene Ontology annotation, molecular function: calcium ion binding. The transcript has 5 exons. Gene Ontology annotation, biological process: platelet aggregation; myofibril assembly.